Molecule: messenger RNA, 871 nt
Organism: Aspergillus sclerotioniger CBS 115572
Lineage: Eukaryota; Fungi; Ascomycota; Eurotiomycetes; Eurotiales; Aspergillaceae
Product: putative capsule-associated protein CAP1
Exons: 2
Source: RefSeq, a predicted model, not a curated record
CUACAACGCGACUGCCUUCUCCGAUAUUUGCAAUUCGCCUUCCUUCCGUUACAAAUAUGGAUUCUUCGACCGACCGAACAUGUUUGAGGCUGUACAUGACCUGUUUCCAGUCUUCUCGCAAAGCAAAAUAUCUAGCUACCAGGACAUUCUCUACCCUAGCCCCUGGUAUUGGGCUGAUCAGGUACCUUAUGAAGAAGACAAGGAUUUCGAGUGGGAAGAGAAGAUUAGCAAGAUGUACUGGAGGGGCUCAACGACUGGAGGAUACUCAAGAGCCGGAGGCUGGCGACGGCAGCAUCGACAAUUAUUUGUCGGCAACGUUAAUGCUCUAAAUACAGCCAAGGUACUUGGUGAGGCCGAAAAUGGCCAAUGGAAGGCCAGGGGUGUUGGCCGGAACUCUUUUGCCGAUCUUUUCGACAUUCGGUUUACGUAUAUUGGCCAAUGUGACGAAGAGGAUUGUGCUGCCCAAAGGGAGUACUUUGACGUUGCGGAGCCGGUUGUUCAGCAAGACGCUUGGGCGUACAAGCAUCUGCUAGACAUGGAUGGAAAUGCCUUCAGUGGUCGUUUUUAUGCUUUCUUGCACAGCAAAAGCCUGGUCUAUAAAAUGUCGAUCUUCCGCGAGUGGCACGAUGAGUGGCUCAAACCCUGGGCCCAUUACGUACCUCUGAGUUUGACCGGAGAUGAUUAUCUCGAGGCCGUGCGGUACUUCGAGUUAGAAGAUGAGGGCAAGGUGAUUGCACCCAAACUCGCCCGACAAGGCCGGGAAUGGGCACAAAAAGCUCUUCGCAAUGAAGAUAUGGAGGUUUGGUUCUUCAGGCUACUACUCGAGUACGGGCGCCUAGUAGACGACAACAGGCAAAACCUGGGGUUUUCG